This is a messenger RNA of Sordaria macrospora k-hell, 702 nucleotides long. RefSeq lists its product as uncharacterized. NCBI's taxonomy places the organism in Eukaryota, Fungi, Ascomycota, Sordariomycetes, Sordariales, Sordariaceae. The record is from RefSeq and is a predicted model, not a curated record.
AUGUCGGGACCUCCUGUCACUUACUCCUCGCGCUGCGGUGCCAAGCGUCGGCCCAUCGAACCCAUCGCUAGCUUUCUUGCCACUUUUACUCAUGAAUUGCUCGCUUACGCCGCCGCCCGCGACCCUUACGUCAACUCCAUUCUUGCUCACUGGUACGACCUGCAAAGGGCGCGCGUCGUCAACUUUAGUCAAUACUCUCAAAAGGCUGAGUACCUCCUCGAUACCAAGUACGCGCUUCUUUCAGGCUCAAAGGCGUAUGAGAAGGCUUUCGAUGUGGUGUCCGACAUCGGCAAGAUGUUCGACAAGAUCCUGAAGGCUGUCAAGAAGGAGGCCGGAGAAUACGAAGGCUGUUCGUGCGGAACCAGAAAGAACGCAGUCUUUACCAUGGUCGAGAUCAUGGUUUGCAUGGUUACGGCGCCGAUGGACGAGAUCGGCCAUCAGGCGAGGAACGGCGAUUGCGUGCCGUCCGAGAUGGAAGAGAAGCUGUUUCAGAUGAUGGGCUACUUUGACGGGGAAGGGCUGACGCACUUGGAUUCGGAGGGCUUGACGGAUAAGGUCUGGGAGUUUAUCAAGGAGCAUGAGGGCUAUUCCAUGUAUGAGAGGUUGAACGAGGUGGUGGACAUAUUGGAAGGUGACGAUGAGGAGCGAGGCGUGGAUGGCGAGCAAGGAGGGCAAGGAGAGGAGGAAGGCGAGGCAGAGUAA